CGGAAGACAAAUCCUCCAGCUACAGCGAUGCACAGGACAGGGCUACCAACAACCACCGGCACCCUCAGGAGUAUAGUCAGUAGACACUCUGGUCGUCCAUCACUCCCUCGGUUAAUAGCAUAUAUCGCAUUAUGGCAAGCCCACCGCCACUACUCUACUCCAAGCACCAGCACCAACAUCAGCAACAAUAGUUCCGCUAAAUAUGCCAACGAACCCGACUGUCCAGAGCUUCCAUCAGAGCCGUCGUGGUCACUCAGUUCGUUGCUUGAGAGACGCGACGCCCUGAACACAACCCCAGACCACAGCCGGGACAUCACCCCCGAGACCAUCAGUCAACUUCUCGACCUUGCCCAUCUCCAUAAACCGAAGGACGUUCAGGAACUUAAGCGGCUUGAGCGGGAUGUCCGCCGGAUGCGUAACUUUCUAAAUUAUAUCCGGUCCCCAGACCAUCCUACUUCGGCUUCGGUCGAGAGUCUGAGAUCUUUGGUCGAUGAUGGCGAGGGGUUGCAGUUGAGGCAGAACAUAGUAUCGACAGAGUCUGUUGCUGCUUCGAAGGAAGAUGAACAGGACCUGAUCCAUAGACGGGAUGAGCUGCUUAAGCGACCAAAACGAGUCAAGGGCAACUUCUUUGUAGUCGGUACCGCUCUUGACCCCAAAGAAGACAAUUAAACAAGAUUCAUU
This is a messenger RNA of Gamsiella multidivaricata, 681 nucleotides long. RefSeq lists its product as uncharacterized. NCBI's taxonomy places the organism in Eukaryota, Fungi, Mortierellomycota, Mortierellomycetes, Mortierellales, Mortierellaceae. The record is from RefSeq and is a predicted model, not a curated record. The coding region runs from base 28 to 669 and encodes 213 amino acids. The transcript has 3 exons.